Molecule: messenger RNA, 924 nt
Organism: Verticillium dahliae VdLs.17
Lineage: Eukaryota; Fungi; Ascomycota; Sordariomycetes; Glomerellales; Plectosphaerellaceae
Product: amidohydrolase family protein
Exons: 2
Coding region: 1-924 (307 amino acids)
Cellular component (GO): cytosol
Molecular function (GO): deaminase activity
Source: RefSeq, a predicted model, not a curated record
AUGGCUCACCUUCUCUCCCUCUUGGCCCUCGCCAGCACGGCGGUCGGCUCUUCUAUCCUGUUCGAAGGUGGUACCAUCAUCUCAUGGGACGAUGCCUCCUCCUCCACAACCAUCACUCGCAAUGGCUCCCUCCUGAUCACCAACGACACCAUCACGGGCAUCUACGCCGCCGGCCAGUCUGUCCCUCGGCCAUCGGGCAACGACACCCAGAUCAUUGACGCCACGGACAAGAUCCUGACGCCGGGCUUCAUCGACACGCACCGUCACGGCUGGCAGACAGCCUACCGCACCCUCGGCUCCAACACGAGCCUGUGGGAAUACUUUGGCCGCUACGGCGAGUAUGCCUCGGCCGGUCGCUACACGGCCGAUGACGUCUACCUGAGCCAGCUGACCGGUCUGUACGAGUCCAUCAACGCCGGCGUGACAACGACGCUCGACCACGCGUCGCACACGUGGUCGAACGAGACGGCCGAGGCGGGCCUGCGCGCCAGCGUCGACAGCGGCGCGCGUGUCUUCUGGGCGUACGCCAUCCGUGACAUCACCAACUUUACCAUUGCCGAGCAGAUCGGUAACUUCAGGGACCUGGCCAGGGCGGCCAUCUACGAGGGCACGCCGACGAGCCUGGGCAUCGCCCACGACACCUUCAGCAGCGACGCCCAAGGCGCAGCGGCUGUCGUGGCCUUGGCCAACGUCGCCGACAUUGACACGGUCGUCGUCAACGGCGUCGUCAAGAAGCGCGCCGGCCGCCUCGUCGUCGACGGGUACGACAGCCUCAAGACGCGCUUCCUCGCCAGCGCCCGCCGCAUCCAACGCGUCCUCAAGGACACGCCGCUGCCGGCGCCCACCGGCGCCUUCAUGUCCGGCGCCGAGCUGACGCGCGUGCAGGAGGCCGACGUCGUGCGCGGUAACGGUACGGGGUACUAG